This is a messenger RNA of Erpetoichthys calabaricus (reedfish), 969 nucleotides long. RefSeq lists its product as uncharacterized. The record is from RefSeq and is a predicted model, not a curated record. The transcript has 3 exons. NCBI's taxonomy places the organism in Eukaryota, Metazoa, Chordata, Cladistia, Polypteriformes, Polypteridae. The coding region runs from base 165 to 854 and encodes 229 amino acids.
AAUUGAAAUCUAGCAUCAGCAAAGUGAAGGUAAAGGAUCAACAAUAAAUACCUUUCAAGCAAAUGCUGCCCAAUGACAGAGCAAUAUUUUCUAUUUGCUUAGUACCAAAACAAAAGAAAAAACAUCAGUGUUGAUACAGCUUACAGAUAACGUACUGUCUUUGCAUGCUGAGAAUUAUCAUUGGCUUAUUUCUUACAUCAAGGACUAUCUGUUCUAACAGGGCUGUUAACAAGAAAUUACUUAGAUCUUUGAAGAAGAAAAUUUCUCUGACAUCCCCAAAAACAAUUCAAAAAAUGUCAACGUUUCCUUUUCAAGCACUGUUUACCACCAGUAUGAAAAACUAUGUCACAGAUACUAUUCAAUACAUGGAAGUGAUUGAAGAAUAUCUCUUGGGGUUUCCUUUAUGGUGGCAAAAGAAAAUAACUGAACUUACAGAAAUUGAAAACAUUACCAAAAAAUACGCAUCCUUAAAGAAAAAGAAAAUUGUAUUGGAUCGGUCCAGCCAAGAGCGAGAGUUGAAAGCUAGUCUAAGUGAAAUUUUCCUCAAAACUGAGACAAGCUACUUAGGAAUAAGAAAAGUGUUUGAUGCCAUUGAGAAGCUGGCACUCACUUCGCUGGCUGUGUUCUCAGAUAAAAACUCCUUUUUAGAGUAUCCUCCAGGAGUGAAUUCUGAGAAGGUAUACCUUUUUGUGAACAAGGCCAAAGAAGUGGCCCCCUUCUUGGUGAACUUCCUUCGUGACCCUAAAGAUUUAUUUAAAGAUGGACUUGAAAAUGUUGAACAUUUAGAUUAUCAACAGAAACUUUAUUGCCAAUCUCUGUAUAAAUUGUACUAUAACUUAAAGUCUGCAGUUUGAAAAACCAUGCUUUUAAGUGCCUACUCUUGUUCAUUAAGGUUAAAGAAUACUUUUUUUUCUCUUUGCAUUGAUUAUCACAUGGUUGAAAUAAUGAAAUAAAUAUUACCUGAACUAC